This is a messenger RNA of Vespula pensylvanica (western yellowjacket), 5060 nucleotides long. Its product is annotated as E3 ubiquitin-protein ligase RNF13-like. The record is from RefSeq and is a predicted model, not a curated record. NCBI's taxonomy places the organism in Eukaryota, Metazoa, Arthropoda, Insecta, Hymenoptera, Vespidae. The transcript is spliced from 8 exons. Gene Ontology annotation, cellular component: nucleoplasm; cytoplasm. The coding region runs from base 1342 to 2700 and encodes 452 amino acids.
CUCUCUCUCUCUCGCUCUCUCACUCACUCACUCACUCGCUCGCUCCCUCGCUCUCUCGCUCUCUCUCACUCUUUUUCAAGGCACUGCCCGUAAUUGACAAGCAGUGGAGCAAAAGCAGCGCGCAGUGUGACGUUACGUCGUUCGCUUUCCGUAACCUCAAAUUUUAAUGAACCACGCAAAGACGUAAAUGACAUCUUCCUUGUAGUGACACAACGUGCACUUAAAUUGCACACACUUUUCAUUGUAUAAAAGGAUAUUACGUGCGUAUACUCACUCACACACAUUUACGUUAAAAUAUUUUUCAAGUGGCCAAACAAUAUCCGUUGUGCGGUCUUCCUGUGUCGUUUGUUCUUCCGGAUGAAAGAGACGAAAGAGAAUUUAUUAGUACGUAUUCGUAAAUAUCUUUAAUUAUUGUUAAAGAUCUUUGACUUUUAUCCAUUUACACUCUUUCUCUCUCUCCUUCUCUCUCUGUUUGUCUCUCUGUUUCUCUCUCUCUCUCUCUCUCUCUCUAUUUUCUCUCUGUUCUCUCUUAUACGAUGUACUCUUAUCUUUAAUUCUAUAUAUACAUAUGUUAUGAACAAUAGGCAACUUCAUCAUACUCGAUCUUCCUCUGAAUUGAUAUAUUUAAAUAUCUGUGAAAUAGUCGUGCGACGACCCUAGCGUUUGUAAGAUUUGAAUAGAGAUUAAUUUUUGUAAUUUUAUUCUGUAUGCGCUUUGCUUUUGUCUAUGUAUGGGAGAUUUAUCAAUGAACACAUUGAACGGUCAUCCAAGAAGAAAAAAAAUGCUUUGUUUAAAUACGAACAUUGGCUUUUUUCAUUGGCUAUACAAAAUUUAAAUGAUAUCGAAUAAUAUCCUAAUUCAAUGAUUUCGUGAUUAUUAAACGAAGUAUAUUAUGCGGUAGAAUGAUUUACAAUUAAUAAUGAUGUCAUAUAAUAAUAGGUGUGUCUGAACGGUUUGAAGGUUAUGUACAUUGAUGAGAGAUUUUAAACGCAUUACGAGUUGAUAUAUGAUACGUUGGGAUACUUCCUUUUAUAUUUAAAUAUCGGUAUGAAGAUUUAUUUUUUUAUGUCAAGUUAUAAUUAUCGCGAUUGAUAAGGCGUUGAAGACUACGAUUUUUUGAGAUUGAUGAUAAGGCAAUCAACAUAUAUUUACAUCAACAUUUAUUGUUAAAAUCAACAUGGUUCUUAUGUUUGUGUGUAUAUAUAUAUAGAGAUAACAUUAGACUUUUCCAAUGGAUAAAAUUCUGCAAAUGGUUGCAGAAUAAAUUUGAAACUGGUAUAAUGAAUCAACUAAAGAAAUAUAGAUCUGUUUAUUAAAUUUUAUCUUUUAAUAAUUUCAAAAAUGCAGCAGUGCUGUGUAAGCCACCAAGUUCAAUUAUGGCUUUUACUAUUACUUCUUUGUGUCGCAUAUUGUGGUGCCGACAUUUUAGUGUUCUCAGCAGGUACCAGAUAUCAAGUAGAUGAUGAAUUUAGAGAUAUGCCAGCAAGAUUUGGUGGCUUUAUACCAUCUGAAGGGAUUAAGGGCAUGGUUGUUUAUGCUCAACCUCCUACUGCUUGUCAUGAAAUACAAGGCCCUCCGAAUGAUACGAGUUACGAAGGGAAUUGGAUAGCUUUAAUUGCUCGGUAUGAGUGUAAGUUUGAAAUUAAAGUACGAAUGGCACAAAAGGCUGGUUAUGAUGCUGCCAUUAUACAUAAUGUGAACAGCAAUGAGUUAGAGCCAAUGUCAGCCGAAGAUCCAAUAGGAAUACAAAUACCAUCUGUUUUUGUUAGUGAACUUACAGGAUUAAUUAUCAAAGAAAAUUACUUGUAUGAUCAAUUAUAUUUUGUAUUGAUUAACGACGAUUUACCAUUUAAUAUUAAUACACAUUUGCUUUUGCCAUUUGCAAUUGUUGUUGGAAUAUGUUUUUUAGUCAUGGUUAUUUUUAUGAUUGUCAGAUGUAUUAAAGACAGAAGAAGGCAACUCAGACAUAGAUUACCAAAUUCAAGUUUAAACAAAAUUCCAACUCAUAAAUACACGAAAGGUGAUCCUUAUGAAACAUGUGCUAUUUGUCUAGAUGAUUAUACGGAAGGGGAAAAAUUAAGAGUGUUGCCUUGUGCCCAUGCUUACCAUAGCAAAUGUAUUGAUCCUUGGUUGACAAAAAAUCGUAGAGUAUGUCCCGUCUGUAAACGAAAGGUUUUUGCAGCAGACGAGCAAGUUGUUACAGAUGAAAGUGAUUCGGAUGCUGAUGACUCAACCCCUUUGAUACGAGAUGGCUAUCAAGGUACUCAAGGAGGAACAUUCAUACGUCAGAGAGAAAAUCCUUUUAAUAGAUCUAGGAGAACGCAACAUAGGCAGGAUACGAAUAAUUCUAGUAGUGGUUCAGAUUCUGAGUCAUCUUCAACAUCAUCUGACGAUGAUGGUAGUAUAAGUACUGGGGAGCCUUCUGGUGGAAUAGUUUUCAUGGUUUCUGACUCACAUAGCAUUAAUGGCGAGUUGCAAGAUUUAGAACGAUCUGUAAGCAGUACAAGACCACAUACGGUUAACUUGUAUACGGAGACGCAAGAAUUUCCUGUUCCUGUGGUACAAAUCACACCAGCCCGAAAUACAAGGGUUUUAGUAAAUUCAGCAACUUUAAAUCCUGAUCAUCUUGCCAUAGCUGCAGACAAUAGAAGUGCAAGUACAACUUCUAUUGAUUUUGAAAAAAAUGAUGUUGCAGCAUAAUAAUAAUUAAUUGGAAAAUUAGAUCCACCAUCUUUGGUCAUGUUAAACAUCAUUGACAUGAGAUAGCAAGUUUGCUACAGGAUAUGGAAAAUAAUAAUUUGCUAAAGAUAUUUUUUGACAUGUUAUUUUACCUCAAGGGACUGUAACAUCAAAUAUAUUUUUCUGCAGAUUUUUUCUGUAUUCUGUUAUAAGAGGUGAUACACAAAUUGCUUGUACUGAUAUAUUUUUGCUUACAUUGAUAUAUAUCUAUCUUGUUAUAACUUAUAACUUAUUAUAUAUAAAAUCGAACUUUAUUAGAAUUUUUUAAUUAUGUUGUAGAAAUCAUCACGUGACAUUUAGUUUAAUUGGAAGGAUUAUUGAUUUCACAGAAUACCACUAAUUAAUUAAUUGUAAUCAGUUAAAAUAUUAGUAUUGGAUAUAUAUAGUAAUACUGAAAAUGUGAUAUAAGCUGAAUAUGAUAUAUCCUGUUAAUGUUAUGGUUUUGCAGUGAUUAGGAAAUAUGGGAACAUCGUUUUGUAUAGUACCUAUUACUUUAUAAUUAUUUAGAUCUAUUUAAACAUGCACAUGUGCAUUAUGAUUUUAAUUAAACUUUCCAUUUUACUGUACUUGCAGAAAGCUAAACAAAAGAGCAUCAUUUUUCUUGCUUUAUGCAUUAUAUGGUUUUAAGGGAUCUUUGAAUACUUGUAUUCAUUGCAUUAUUACGACUACGAAAAUGGACAAAAAAGAAUAAAUUAACGUAUAUAUUAGAAUAGUGUAUAUUUAGUAUUUCUAAAAGUAAAAUCAUUUUUAUAGAAGUUAUCAUAGAUAUAUAUAUAUAUAUGUACAUACAUAUAUAUAUACAUCAAAAAAUUCCAUUAAAACCAUCUAAAGUGGGCAAAACAUAUUUCUUAAAAUUCUUUUUUAUAAUCAAGCAAAAUAAACAUCAUACAUAUGUAUAUACAAGUUAAAGAACUAAAGAUUAAAGUACAUCUUUCUUUGGAUUGAUAAUGUAACAAAAACAUAAUUAAUUUUUUUUAUCUUAUUAUAAUAAAAUAUAUUAAUAUAGUAUUAUAACAUAUAAUAUAAUAUUAUACUCCGUGUACUUAUAUUUUUUACAUGACAUUUUAAUAUGUAUGAUGAAUUCGCAUUUUUUAUAUAAGUACAUAUAAUAUGCUCAUAAUCGUAGAGCAAUAUAUCGAGUCUUGAUUAAAGAGAAAAAAGUGAUUUUUAUUUGCUUUUUCUUCAAUCAAAAGAUAGGUGUAACUUGUACUAGUUCGAUAACGAAUCGGUGGUAUAUGAAAAAAAAUCAUAUGUCUCUUUUGUAUAAUUUUUAUUCAGGAAAACAGUACGCCCCCUCAGGAAUAUUGCAGAGUCUAAAUAGUUCAGACGGAAGUAUCAGAUUUUGCAGAGAUGUGUAUUAUCUUUUUGUAUAGUUAUCAAGGAAAAACCAGAACGUCUUCAAUGUACAAAUAGAUAUAUAUAUAUAUACAAUCAUUUAUCUAACAUUGUUCGACGAUCACUGGUGAUAUUGUAAAAUGACGAAUGCAACUGAUGAUAAAAUCUAUAUAUUACAACUUUGUAAAUAUUACCUGUUUAAAUGUAAAAAUUUAAAGACCAAGAAAAUAUAAUUAUUCCUUUUUUCAUGCAGGACGUAUAAUAUAAUCACUCGUAUUUAACUUUUAAAGAUAAACAUAUGCAAAUAUAUAUAUAAGUUCUAUAAUAUGAAUUGUUAUAAAUGAUACAAAGUAUAACAAUUAUAAUAAUCUUGAAAGAUUUUGUGUUAUAACGACGCUGAUUGAUAAUAUAUAAAAAAAGUAGACUGCAUAUUAUGUAUAAAAUAUCAAUGAAUUCAAUCGGUAUAAGUUUCUCUUUGAUGUUUUUUUUUUUUUUUAAGAAAUUAUCCAUUAUUAAAUUGCACAUUUGAAAUAUUUGAAUAUAUUAUUAUAUAUAUACAUAUAUAUAUAUAUAUAUAUAUAUAUAUAUAUAUAUAUAUGUAUAUAUAAUAUAAUAUAAGGAAUGAUCGUAUUACAUUUUGAGAUGUACAUAAGCGUAGAUUUUUUAAACGUAAUUUGUUUACCUAUACAUUACAAUUAUUUUUUAAAAUUAUAUAAUCUCUAAUAUAAGAAUUAGAUUAAAUCUCAAACACGAAAGUGAUUAUUGUUGAUCACUAUAAUUGAUAUUAUAUAUUUUAUUAUACGUUAUAGAGAGAAGAAAAAAGAAAAGAUAAAUUUUCAUAAAUUGGCAGGCGAAGUUAUUAGUUGAGUUUAUUAAAAUAUUAAAAUGAAUCUUUUAGUACGAAUGGAAGAGAGGAAAAAAGUUGUAAAAAGCCAUGUAAAUAAUUAUGUAGGAGAUUUUAUUACAUGCCAUCAGGAAAAAUUUAA